AUGUUAAUGUUCAAAGAAUUUCUACGUAAAUUGUUUUCUGAUAAAUAUCAGUUAACAUCUCUUGAACUUAAUAUACCAAAUGAUCAUAAUUAUAAUGAUAUUCAUGAAUGUCUUUCAAUAAACAAUCCAGUUAUUAUUCAUUGUAUCACUCUUCAUCAUUUACAUAUUCAUUUAAUUUAUGGUUAUUUUCUUGAAGACAUUAUUAAAUAUGUACCUGCUCUUCAAACUCUUUCAGUUAUAUUCAAAGAUUCAUUAAUGCAAAAACGGUUAUAUGAGUUGAAGAUGAAACGAUUUCUAUCAAUUGAUUCCAAUUGGUAUGAAAAUGAAAAGAUGCCAAAAUUAAAAUCUUUCAGUUUAAAAAGUAUUAUAUUAAAUGAUUGUGAAUUAAAUUAUUUUAAGUGGAUAAUUAAUAAUGUAUAUCAUGUUGAAAAGUUAAAAAUUCGUUUAGUUAUAAAAAAUAAAACGAAUGAAAAUAAUAUUAUUGAUAUAAAUUAUCUUCGUAAAAAUAUAAUACCUGCUAUAUUAAUUAAUUUGGUUGAUUUCGAUUUUUAUAUUGUAUCGAAAUGCAAAUUAUUAUUCGAAAAUAAUAUUGAAAAAAUAAUUGAUUCAUUUAAAAAUAAUCGAAUUUCGAUUGAUCGUUAUUGGAGAAAUGUUCAAUGUUAUUUUGAUAGAAUUUCCUGA
Messenger RNA from Rotaria sp. Silwood2, 681 nucleotides. Lineage: Eukaryota; Metazoa; Rotifera; Eurotatoria; Philodinida; Philodinidae. The record is from the annotation of a GenBank genome assembly.